CCUCCUGCUUAUGCCACCCCGUGUUAGCCCUGCGGAGGCAAGCAGCAGCCCCUCUGAUUUUGGGGAAGAUCCUUGGUUCCAAGGGUGAGUUCCUCCGAUAGAAUGGGGCGCUUCAGCGUGUGGGACUAUGUGGUCUUUGCGGCCAUGCUGCUCAUCUCGGCCGUCAUUGGCAUCUACUACGCCUUCGUGGGAGGGGGGCAGAAGACAUCAAAGGACUUUCUCAUGGCGGGCCGCAGCAUGAGUGCGCUCCCGGUUGCACUGUCCCUCACGGCCAGCUUCAUGUCAGCCGUCACGGUGCUGGGCACCCCUGCUGAGAUCUAUCGCUAUGGUGCCAUCUUCUGCAUCUUUGCCAUCACCUAUGCCCUGGUGGUGCUGUGCAGUGCAGAGAUCUUCCUGCCCGUCUUCUACAAGCUGGGCAUUACCAGCACCUAUGAGUAUUUAGAACUUCGAUUUAAUAGAUAUCUACGCCUCUGUGGAACGGUCCUUUUCAUAAUACAAACGACUUUGUACACUGGUAUUGUCAUUUAUGCUCCAGCUUUAGCACUAAAUCAAGUCACUGGCUUUGACUUGUGGGGUGCAGUGGUGGCGACAGGUGUGGUCUGCACAUUCUACUGCACACUGGGUGGUCUGAAGGCAGUGGUGUGGACAGAUGUUUUCCAGGUUGGAAUCAUGGUUGCUGGAUUUUCAUCUGUGAUUAUACGAGCUGUGGUGGUUCAGGAGGGAAUUGGACACAUUGUAAAUGAUUCCUACCAUGGAGGAAGAUUAAACUUCUGGGACUUUGAUCCCAAUCCUUUGCAAAGGCACACCUUCUGGACGAUUGUUAUAGGUGGGACUUUCACAUGGACUGGUAUAUAUGGGGUUAACCAGUCUCAAGUCCAGAGAUACAUUGCAUGCAAAAGCAGAUUCCAUGCAAAAUUGUCCCUCUACAUCAACCUGGUGGGACUGUGGGCAAUCCUGGCCUGUGCCACACUGUGUGGGCUGGCCCUCUAUUCCAUCUACAAAGACUGUGACCCAUGGACGGCCAAACAGGUCUCGGCACUUGACCAGCUAAUGCCAUACCUAGUGUUGGAUAUCCUGCACGAUUUUCCAGGAGUGCCGGGGCUUUUUGUGGCUAGUGCCUACAGUGGGACAUUAAGUACGGUGUCCUCCAGCAUCAAUGCUCUGGCUGCUGUGACUGUUGAAGACCUCAUUAGGCCCUACUUCAAAUCUCUCUCUGAAAAGAAGCUGUCAUGGAUUUCCAUGGGGAUGAGCCUGUUUUAUGGUGGAGUCUGCAUUGCUAUGGCUGCAGUGGCAUCUCUCCUGGGAGCCUUGUUGCAGGCAGCACUCAGCAUUUUUGGCAUGGUUGGUGGCCCCCUUUUAGGACUGUUUGCCUUGGGAAUCCUCUGUUCCUUUGCUAAUGGAAUUGGGGCAUUUGUGGGUCUUGUCAGUGGCUUCGUUGUUUCACUUUGGGUUGGAAUUGGAUCUCAGAUUUAUCCUCCACUUCCAGAGAGGACCAAGCCACUCUAUCUCUCAACUGCAGGCUGUAAUAUAUCCUCAGGAAAUUUAACAUCAACAGAAAUUCCAUUAACAAUGAUUUUCAGCACACCAGGUGCAGAAAGGCCUGCCCUGGCAGACAACUGGUAUUCCUUGUCUUAUCUCUACUUCAGCACACUUGGGACACUUAUCACAGUAGUUGUGGGAAUAAUUAUCAGCCUCCUGACAGGGGGACUAAAGCAGAAUACAGAUCGUAAAUUCCUGCUGACCAAGGAGGAUUUCCUGUCCAACUUCUCAUGGUCUGAAACUGAGCAACCAGAGAAAGUGGAAGUGUUGAACUGGAAGCCAUUUACUAUGGCAGAUGAAGGAACUGACAACCCUGCCUUCAGCCACAUUGAAAUGGAUGUUGCAAGUGACAAGAACAAAGUCAAUGGUCUUCAUAUAUGACACAAGGCCAUGUCAGCCCAUGAGGACAGUUUUGUUCAUGUAAAGGACUGCUGAUGUUCCUGUUCUGAGUCAGUUACCAGCUCUGCUGGUGUCGUGGGCAGGCAUCUGCUGAGCUUUCUGGCAGUAUCGCCUUUGCAUGACCUUGGCAUUAGUCAAGAAAGGAAUCAGUUUUUUCCUGCACUUCCUCACUCUCUCACUCUGCUUCUUGGUGACAGAGCCUAAAGCAAUGUUUCUAUGUAAAAUACUUGCCUGAUAUUCUUGAG
Messenger RNA from Hirundo rustica (Barn swallow), 2183 nucleotides. RefSeq names its product solute carrier family 5 member 8 (gene SLC5A8). Gene Ontology annotation, biological process: propanoate transmembrane transport; sodium ion transport. The transcript is spliced from 15 exons. The coding region runs from base 103 to 1920 and encodes 605 amino acids. Gene Ontology annotation, cellular component: membrane. The record is from RefSeq and is a predicted model, not a curated record. Lineage: Eukaryota; Metazoa; Chordata; Aves; Passeriformes; Hirundinidae. Gene Ontology annotation, molecular function: organic acid:sodium symporter activity.